This is a messenger RNA of Paramormyrops kingsleyae, 2533 nucleotides long. RefSeq names its product phosphoenolpyruvate carboxykinase 1 (soluble) (gene pck1). NCBI's taxonomy places the organism in Eukaryota, Metazoa, Chordata, Actinopteri, Osteoglossiformes, Mormyridae. Gene Ontology annotation, molecular function: manganese ion binding; GTP binding; phosphoenolpyruvate carboxykinase (GTP) activity. The record is from RefSeq and is a predicted model, not a curated record. Gene Ontology annotation, biological process: gluconeogenesis; cellular response to glucose stimulus; response to starvation. Gene Ontology annotation, cellular component: cytosol.
GGAUACUUGGCUGCACAGGAUGCAAGAAAAAGAAGCUGACCAUCAUCACUAAUGAACUAGUCUGAUCUGAAAAAGACCCACAGAGAACAAGGACCCCGUAAGGCUCGUCACAGCAAUUCCACCUUAAGCAACAAAACACAGAACCCAACAGGACGAUGCCGCCCCAACUCCAGUCCCAGAACCAGCCGGGCCGUCUCGUGUUGCAGGGGGACUUGGCAUCCUUAAGCCCAGCACUACGGGAGUUUAUUGAGAGCAGCGCCACCCUGUGCCAGCCCAGUGCCGUACACGUCUGUGACGGCUCAGAGGAGGAGAACCGGUGCCUGCUAGCGGAGCUGGAGGAGCAGAAGAUGAUCAAGAAGCUGCCGAAAUAUGAGAACUGCUGGCUGGCACGCACGGAUCCACGUGACGUCGCUCGAGUCGAGAGCAAGACAGUGAUAGUGACACAAGAGCAGAGGGACACGGUGCCUUCUCCACAUGGUGGUGUCAGCAGCCAGCUGGGGCGUUGGAUGUCCCAGGAAGAGUUUGACAAGGCCAUGAACCUCCGCUUUCCUGGCUGCAUGAAAGGACGGACCAUGUAUGUCAUCCCCUACAGCAUGGGUCCUGUGGGCUCUCCCUUAUCCAAGAUUGGUGUGGAGCUGACCGACUCUCCUUACGUGGUGGUCAGCAUGCGCGUGAUGACCCGCAUGGGCAAGGCCGUCCUGGAGGCCCUGGGAGAUGGAGACUUUGUGCGCUGUCUCCACUCUGUUGGUUGCGCCCUACCACUCAAAGAGCCAUUGGUUAACAACUGGCCCUGUAACCCCGAGCUCACCCUCGUGGCCCAUAUCCCAGACCAGAGGCAGAUUGUGUCCUUUGGUAGUGGCUACGGUGGAAAUUCCCUCCUGGGGAAGAAGUGCUUUGCACUGCGGAUCGCCUCCCGCAUUGCAAAGGAGGAGGGCUGGCUGGCGGAGCACAUGCUGAUCUUGGGCAUCACUAACCCUGAGGGCAGGAAGAAAUACAUUGCUGCUGCUUUCCCCAGUGCCUGUGGAAAGACAAACUUGGCCAUGUUAUGUCCUUCUCUACCUGGCUGGAAGGUGGAGUGUGUUGGGGAUGACAUUGCUUGGAUGAAAUUUGAUGAGGAAGGUAAUCUGAGAGCCAUAAACCCUGAGAAUGGCUUCUUUGGUGUGGCUCCGGGGACUUCGACAAAGACAAAUCCCAAUGCCAUGGCCACCAUUUGCAAGAACACUAUCUUCACCAAUGUAGGUGAGACCAGCGAUGGUGGUGUGUACUGGGAGGGCAUGGACCAGAAACCUUCUGAGGGAGUCACCUUGACCUCCUGGAAGAAUAAACCCUGGACUCUUGAGGAUGGUGAGCCCUGUGCACAUCCCAAUUCCCGCUUCUGCACUCCAGCAAGUCAGUGUCCCAUCAUUGACCCCCAAUGGGAGUCCCAGGAGGGUGUCCCCAUUGAGGGCAUCAUCUUUGGAGGACGCAGACCACAAGGUGUGCCACUGGUGUACGAAGCGUUCAACUGGCAGCAUGGUGUGUUUGUUGGUGCUGCCAUGCGGUCAGAAGCCACAGCUGCAGCAGAACAUAAAGGAAAGGCGAUCAUGCACGACCCCUUUGCAAUGAGGCCAUUUUUUGGCUAUAACUUUGGCCGUUACCUCUCCCACUGGUUAAGCAUGGAGCAGAGACCCCGGGCAAAGCUGCCCAAGAUCUUUCAUGUCAACUGGUUCCGUAAGAGCCAGUCGGGGAGGUUCCUGUGGCCGGGCUAUGGAGAAAACAUCCGAGUCCUGCAGUGGAUGUUCCAGAGGCUGGACGGGGAGGUCGGUGUGGUUAACUCUGCUGUGGGCUGCCUGCCUACCAAAGGAGCCAUCAGCCUGAAGGGGCUUGACCAAGAAGUGAACCUGGACGAGCUCUUCGAACUGCCCAAGGAAUUCUGGGAACAGGAGGUACAGGACAUCCGGUUGUACUUCCAGACGCAGGUUAACAAUGACCUGCCUUAUGAGAUAGAAAGGCAGUUGGAGUUACUGGAACAGCGAGUGCAGCAGCUGUGAUAGAUACAGAUCAUCACAACGGUAACGGUCAAAAAGAAAUAAAUACUGGAUUUCUAUUCAUAUAUUAAUUCCCACUCUCUGACUUGAAAGAAUUAGAAGAGAAGUUAGUAGAAAAGAGUUAAGAAAUUGGAUGAAAUACCUUGAGGAUAUGGGUAGCAACUAUCACGGCUGAUUAAUUGUUUAACUAUCUAUUUAAAAGUGAAUAGGAGGAAACCCUGAAAAGAGACUGUGCACUAAACAACAUAACUUAUUUCUGCUUUACAGUUCCAUAUAUUUAACAAUGUCGAUUGCUGAAGAGCGUUAUUAUACUCAACCCAAGAUGCUGUGCACUUAUUGCACAUCUGUCACUGGUCAUUAUAUACUGACCUUUUCUUGUUGUUGAUGUUUUAAAGUCUUAAUUUAUUUUUGUAUACCAUGAAGUAUUAUUGUGUGUUUUGGAUUUCAAUUUGCUCUCAAUGUAAGAAGCAUAAAGAGACAUUAAUAAAUAUUAUUUUGAACAAUCA